CCCGACGUGUUUACGAUGAUUCUGCCUGUGAGGAACCCACCGGAAUAACUCCGAGUUCCGGAGAAAUUCAGACCUCUGACUCCCUCUCUCUCCUCACGUCUCUCUACCUGGUUGUCUCCUCCCCCUCUCUCCCUCCCUCUCUCUCUCUCUCCCUCUCCUCAGUCUCUCCGCUGCUGCUCAAACAGCAACAGCUCCGCCCGCCUCUCCGUCUCCCUCCGUCUCUGUGGCUCUCUCCGUCUACCUGUCUCCGCCUGCCUCCCCCUUUCCCUCCAUCCACGCGCUGCCCUGCUCCCCCCUCUCGGUGCGGACAUGCUCCCGGGGCUCCGGAGAUGAGGCUCCGAAAUGUCUCCUUCCUGACGGUCUUGUUGUUCGGGCUGUGCGGGCUGGUCUCCCUGUCCUGGUACACCGCCUUCAGCAGCUCCAGAGGAGAUGUGGUUGAUAUCUACCAGAGGGAGUUCCUGGCGCUGAGGGAGCGCCUCCACUCGGCCGAGCAGGAGAACCUGCGGCGCUCCAAAGAGCUGAACCUGGUCCUGGAGGAGAUCAAGAGGGCCAUCGCCGAGAAGCAGGCGCUCAGAGACAUCAACCGCACCUGGAGCAGCCUCUCGGAGGAGACGAGGCUGAAGCUGUGGAACGUGAGCAGCAGUAAAAACGUGCUGCAGCUUCCCUCCAUCUUCCAUCAUCUUCCUCACCUGCUGAACAGAGAGGACAGCCUACAGCCCGCCGUGCACCUGGGACAGGGACGCACUGGAGUCUCCAUAGUGAUGGGGGUUCCCAGUGUGAAGAGGGAGGUCCACUCCUAUCUGACCGACACGCUCACCUCUCUGAUGUCAGAGCUCAGCGCCGCCGAGAAAGACGACUGCGUCAUUGUCGUCCUCAUUGCCGAGGCUGACCAACAGUACGCCAGCAGUGUAGCAGACAACCUGAAGCGCCUUUUUCCAGCAGAGAUUCAGUCGGGUCUGCUGGAGGUCAUCUCCCCGUCGGUCCACUUCUACCCCGACUUCUCCCGACUCCGAGAGUCCUUCGGAGACCCAAAGGAGAGAGUCAGGUGGAGGACGAAGCAGAACCUGGACUACUGCUUCUUGAUGAUGUACGCUCAGUCUAAAGGAACCUACUACGUCCAGUUAGAGGACGAUAUAGUUGCUCGCCCAAACUUCUUCACCACCAUGAAGAACUUUGCGCUGCAGCAGCCGUCGGAGGACUGGAUGAUCCUGGAGUUCUCUCAGCUCGGCUUCAUCGGUAAGAUGUUUAAGUCUUUGGACCUGUCGCUCAUCGUGGAGUUCAUGCUGAUGUUCUACAAAGACAAACCCAUCGACUGGCUGCUGGACCACAUCAUGUGGGUCAAAGUGUGCAACCCUGAGAAGGAUGCGAAACACUGUGACAGGCAGAAAGCCAACCUGAGGAUUCGGUUUAAGCCGUCGCUCUUCCAGCAUGUCGGCACCCACUCGUCCCUGGCUGGAAAGAUUCAGAAACUCAAGGAUAAGGACUUUGGGAAACAGACUCUCCAUAAGGGUCACGCCAACCCGCUGGCGGAGGUGACGACCAGCCUGAAGACCUACCAGCACUUCACCCUGGAGAAGGCCUACUUGGGUGAGGACUUCUUCUGGGCCUUCACCCCGGUGGCGGGGGAUUUCAUACGGAUACGAUUCUUCACACCUGUUCGCAUUGAAAGGUAUUUCUUCCGGAGCGGAAACAUCGAACAUCCAGGAGACAAACUCUUCAACACGUCGGUGGAGGUUCUGCCGUUCGAUAAUAUCCAGGCAGAGAAAGAGGCCUUGAUAGAAGGGAAGGAGAAAACGCCAAAGUACCACCGGACCGAGGACGGCUUCAUCAGAAUCGGAACGUUCCAUAAUGGCAUCGCAGAGGGGGAGGUGGACCCCAGCUUCGGGCCCCUGGAGGCCAUGCGUCUCUCAGUGAUCACGGACUCACCAGUCUGGGUGAUCCUCAGCGAGAUCUUCAUAAAGAAAGCCGAGUGAAGCUCCGCCCCCUCAGAGUUACCUCAGCGGCGUUCAGACGAGCUGACCGGAAGCUCCUCGGCUCCCGUCCUGCCUUGUCUCGCUCACCAGAUCCCCACCGCGGUGCCACAGCGCCGCCGCCUGGCAGGACCUCGGCGCUGCAGGACUGAACAGAUCAGAGACUGAGACACAGCGACAGGUGGGCUCACCUGUCUCCACCCAGAGGAGCGAUGUCAUUACUCCUCAUCCUGUAUUUAUGUGUACAUACGGUAAGCUCAAUGUUGAAACACUGGUAAUCACGGAGGCUGUGGCAAGAGCGGCGAGCCACCUCUGAUGAUCGAUCUGCUGCUUUGGGACUUCCUGUCUGCAGACGGGACCUUCCUGCCCCGCCCACAGUACCCGUGUAUGUGCGUCCACUCGCUGCGUGUGGUGAUGUGUGUGCUGCAGGCGUUUCCCCUCCUUCAAUUUGCCUUAACGAAGAGCAGAGUCACUUCAAACAGGCCCCGCCUCCCGACAUGUAGCGUCCACAAAUACCCAGAAUCCUCUGCUGCAGCCUCGGACCUUCUUCCCGUUAUCGUGGCUUCAAACUACUGACGAAGACGCCGACAAGUUUCUGUUCAUGACCACAUCUUUAAGUUACCGAGGCCUUCACACUGACUGCUCUGUGUCCUGAUUACUCUGAUUACUCUGCAGUACACCACUGUACCCUGAGGCAUUCCUCAGUACCACGUAGUACUCUGAUUACUCUGCAGUACUCCACUGUGCUCUGAGGUAUUCCUCGGUACCAUGCAGUACUCUGAUUACUGUGUAAUACUCUGAUUACUCUGACAUACUCCAGUGUACUCUGAGGUAUUCCUCUGUGUUUUGCAGUACUCUGAUUACUCUGCAAUACUCCAUUGUAUUCUGAGAGUCUUUGGUACUCUGUGGUUCCUCAUUAGUACUCUGAAAUACGCCACUGUAUCCUGAGAUAUUCCACAUCACUCUGACUGUUAUUCAGUACUCUAAUUACAUUAAAAUAAUCUAGAGUACUCAAAAAUAUUCCACAGUACUCUGAAUUCCUCAGAAGACUGUAAAAUGCUUUGAGGUAUUCCACAGUCUUCUGAGGUACCUUGGAGUACUUUGAGGGUUUUUUUAAUACUUUGAGGUACACUCCACAGUACUUUGAAGUACUCUACAGUACCCUGAUUACUCUGCAUUGGUCUUACUCUGCAGUACUCUUAAAUACUACGCAGUACUGUGAGGUAUUCCACAGUACUAUGCAGUACUUCUACAAUGUGCCUCAGAACACUGGGGUAAUCAGUGUACUGCAGAGAGUAUUGAAAAAUAAUCAGAGAACCGUCCCUCAGAGGGACUCUGAGAUAUUAUGGACUAAUCUGAGAUAUUUUGCAGUACUCUGAUGUAUUUUGUAGUACUCUGAUGUACUCUGUUGUACCACUUGGGUACUUUUCUUUCUUGUGUGUUCUCCACAGGUCGAUUUUUAGUUUUUCUGAGCAGACGCUGUCGUCCUUCGGCUCUUUGUCUCGCGCUGAGCGACGGUGUCAGUGUCGUCUUACAGGAGAGAAGUUUGUGAUAAAUUGUUCCCUCGUUUGCAGAUUUUAAUCUGUUCCCCGAACAGCUGCCUUAAAGUGACGUAACUCAUCACGUUAUCAUUGUUUCUUUUGUGCGUCUAACUUUGGACCGACUGAAUUUAAUUGACUUCAUGUUGGAUCGACUGAUUUAUGAGGACAUUUGUCAGAUUUAGGGGCCACAUUACCUCUCUGAAAGACCGAGAGCGAAAUGAACAUCCUGUCAAAGUUUAUUAAAACUCCAGAAUCACUUUUAAGGAUUUACAUUAUUGGGUUUUCGAGGUAGAUAAUGGCCAGGGCUCUGAUUAAUCUCCUGGGUUCUGGACAUUUUGAGGUCUUGAACUGGACUAAAGUGAAGAGCGAGGGGCCGUCUGGAGGCUCUCUCCUUCUCUAGUGGUUCUGUGGUUUAACAAUGAGUAAAUUUGUGGUGUUCUAAGUGCUGUCAUCUGCCUUUAAAACACAAAUGUAGGACAAAAGAGUGUUUUAGUGUGUUGUUCCUUCUGUAACAUUUAAUGCUGUUUUAACUUAAUUUUACCCGUUAUUUCUGCACUUCUGGGAGCUUUAAACCAUGUUAUGAAGUGCGAGUGUGGCUGGAAGGUUAUUGCUUUGAUGCCUGUCACGCUGCGGUUAUACUGGGCAGCUUCCAGUGAAUGUGUUGAAGUGCACUGCCUUUGCACUCAGUGCAGUCGCUCAUAAGAAACAACAAAACAUACCCAGUAAUUCUAAUUUGUUUCCAUUAUUAUUGUACUAAAUAUGUCUUCAAAUACACACAGCAACAGUGAAGUGAAGCUGAAACAUGAAACCGUAUUUUAUUCACAGUAAAACACUGAAAACGUAUUAAAGGUUUAAACUGAGAAAUGGACAAUUUUAAGAAAGUAUGAGCUCAUUUUGAAUUUGAUGGCAGUAACACGUCUCUAAAAAGGGCCACAUUUCCCUCUGUGCAGCAUCCCCUCUUCUUUGAACAACAGUCCAUAAACAUCUGGGCACUGAGGAGAGCGGCUGCUGGAAUUUUUCAAGAGGAAUAGCAUCCCAUUCCUGUCUGAUAAAGGAUUCUAGCUGCUCACACAGUACAAAUUGACUUGCUAAUAUGCAGAAACACCACAGGAUGUAACUUUGACGUCUGUAAUCUGCUCACAGAAAUCCACAGGAACAGGCUAAGUGAAGUAAAGGAGGUAAAUGAACCACGGGAACAGUUUAUCGAGACUCUCCUCCAUUAAGAUGUGGCUCUCUUUCCUGUACAAACUGUCACUAGUUCAGAUUUUCAGAUGUGAAGUCAGCUGAUCAGUGAUAUUAGGCUAAAUUAUCUCUAGCUUCAGGAAACAUCCCAGGAUUUUAUUUUUUUUAUUUUCUUUGAAAGAUGCACUGGAAUGCAUUGCUAUCAUCUUGUAUGUGUCUUUUGUAUCCUUUAGAUAAACUCUAUUUAAAUGAGCUUAAACUUCUAUCCAAUCUGUGAAUUGUAAUAAAGACAGAAAUUUAA
Pelmatolapia mariae (spotted tilapia) is the source of this 4994-nucleotide messenger RNA. It is a transcript of the gene mgat4b, whose product is annotated as alpha-1,3-mannosyl-glycoprotein 4-beta-N-acetylglucosaminyltransferase B. Gene Ontology annotation, biological process: protein N-linked glycosylation. Gene Ontology annotation, molecular function: acetylglucosaminyltransferase activity. Gene Ontology annotation, cellular component: endoplasmic reticulum-Golgi intermediate compartment; Golgi stack; endoplasmic reticulum. The record is from RefSeq and is a predicted model, not a curated record. The transcript has 15 exons. NCBI's taxonomy places the organism in Eukaryota, Metazoa, Chordata, Actinopteri, Cichliformes, Cichlidae. The coding region runs from base 330 to 1973 and encodes 547 amino acids.